Molecule: messenger RNA, 1819 nt
Organism: Prionailurus viverrinus (fishing cat)
Lineage: Eukaryota; Metazoa; Chordata; Mammalia; Carnivora; Felidae
Gene: P3H4
Product: prolyl 3-hydroxylase family member 4 (inactive)
Exons: 8
Coding region: 67-1398 (443 amino acids)
Biological process (GO): peptidyl-lysine hydroxylation; collagen fibril organization
Cellular component (GO): endoplasmic reticulum
Molecular function (GO): protein binding; collagen binding
Source: RefSeq, a predicted model, not a curated record
CCCCCGCCCGCCCGCGCGGCCUGGACGCCUCCUCGGCCGGGGAGAGCCGGCCGGCGCGGCGCGGCCAUGGGGCGGGCGGCGUGGGGGCUGUUGUGGCUGCUGCUGGGCAGCGCCGCGGGGCAGUACGAGAAGUACAGCUUCCGGGGCUUCCCGCCCGAGGACCUGAUGCCCCUGGCCGCGGCCUACGGGCACGCGCUCGAGCAGUACGAGGGCGAGAGCUGGCGCGAGAGCGCGCGCUACCUCGAGGCGGCGCUGCGGCUGCACCGGCUGCUGCGGGACAGCGAGGCCUUCUGCCACGCCAACUGCAGCGGCCCUGCGCCGCCCGCGGCCUCCUUCCCGGGGCCCGAGCCCGGCCCCGACGGCGGCCGCGGCGACGAGUGGGCCCGCGAGCUGCGGCUCUUCGGCCACGUCCUGGAACGCGCCGCCUGUCUGCGGCGCUGCAAGCGGACGCUGCCCGCCUUCCAGGUGCCCUACCCGCCGCGGCAGCUGCUGCGCGACUUCCAGAGCCGCCUGCCCUACCAAUACCUGCACUACGCGCUGUUCAAGGCUAACCGGCUGGAGAAGGCGGCGGCCGCGGCCUACACCUUCCUCCAGAGGAACCCGAAGCACGAGCUAACCGCCAAGUAUCUCAGCUACUACCGGGGGCUGCUGGACGCCGCCGAGGAGCCCUUCACGGACUUGGAGGCUCAGCCCUAUGAGGCGGUGUUCCUCAGGGCCGUGAAGCUCUACAACAGCGGAGACUUCCGCAGCAGCACCGAGGACAUGGAGCGGGCCCUGGCUGAGUACCUGGCCGUCUUUGCCCGGUGUCUGGCUGGCUGUGAGGGGGCCCACGAGCAGGUGGACUUCAAGGACUUCUACCCUGCCAUAGCAGAUCUCUUUGCAGAGUCCCUGCAGUGCAAGGUGGACUGUGAGGCCAACUUGACCCCCAACGUGGGCGGCUAUUUCGUGGAGAAGUUCGUGGCCACCAUGUAUCAUUACCUGCAGUUUGCCUACUACAAGUUGAAUGACGUGCGCCAGGCCGCCCGCAGCGCCGCCAGCUACAUGCUCUUCGACCCUGACGACAGUGUCAUGCAGCAGAACCUGGUGUAUUACCGCUUCCACCGGGCUCGCUGGGGCCUGGAGGAGGAGGACUUCCAGCCCCGGGAGGAGGCCACGCUCUACCACAAUCAGACAGCGGAGCUUCGGGAACUGCUGGAGUUCGCACAUAUGUACCUGCAGCCAGAUGAUGAGAUGGAGCUGGAAGAGACAGUGCCGCCUGUGGAGCCCAAGGAUCCCCCAUCCGAUGCCGAGUUCGAGGGGGAGGGGGACUACGAGGAGGGCAUCUAUGCUGACUGGUGGCAGGAACCGGAUGCCAAGGGUGAUGAGGCGGAGGCCGAGCUGGAGCCUGAACUAGCAUGAGAAGAGAGCUACCCUUGCACCCCUGAAUUGCUGGGGAAGCCUGGGCCCAAUGGGACCACCCUUACCAGCCUGGGCAGCAGCAAGAACUAUUUAUUAAAAACGUAAAAUGGACAUAGCUGACCAGGCCCCAUCCGGUCCCACCUGUGAGCGCUGCUCCCCGGGUCCCUCCUGUCUCCUCUCUGGGUCUCUGGACCCCAAGUUGGUGGUGCUACAGCUGCUGAUGGCCCUUCCUCCUCCCCAGGGCUCUCCUCACCCGGACAGUCUCCUGAAGAAGGUUCCUGCUCCUCCAAGUUGGGGUCUCAGCCUGAAUUUCAGAGACAGCAGAGGGGCAGCCAGUGUCACGAAGAGCACUGGACCAGGAGUCCAGUGGUUUCUGGCACGCUGGCAGUGGGUGCUCAAUAAAAGUUUCUUGUUGAAUGAA